AUGCCCAAGAAGCAUGCGCCGGCCUACACGCAAGCCAGGCCAUCCUAUGUCCAUCCGUCGCUCCAAAGCUCACGAGCUUCUUCAUCCUCGACACCAUCAGAACCGCAGACUGUCAACCAACGCAUACAACAUCUUCGGCGCGAGCAGACGCCACGAGCAACACCAGAACAAAGAGAUGAGCUCACUUCGGUAGUAAGCAGCCGCACCGUCCCGCCAGACCUGCGGCGCAUCUUGCAUAUACCCGAGGUUAACGCUCCUAAACCAAAGCCAGGCCUGCGCCCGCGGCGAGCAGUUGGCGGCGCAAGGCCACCACCUGGUCCAGCAGCGCCCACUAGUUGGCUUCUGUCGAGUCGGCAUGCCCCAGAUUAUGCGAGGAAGAUGAGGGGUCAACAAUCUAGCAGUGAGCGAAGUGCACCAAGGUUCUGCAUGCUCGCCAGCGUGACAAACGACAAGUACAAGCGUCUACCGCCAAACCGAAGUCUUGCACAUCACUGCCUACGAAAAUUCGCGUUGCAUUGGGAAGAACUCUCCGAGUUUGAACAACACUAUAUUCCUACAAUACCAAUGGCCUUGAGAGAAGCUCUACUGAGCUACAUGGGUGCUUACGGGCCGAAAGCAUGCUUAGACUUCAAGUCAUUCAGGAUUCUAUUUCAGAAUGAAGAAGGCACUGGCACAUCAGGCUGGGACGAGAUCUGUUUCAUGGAUCUCACUGGACUUUUGAACGAGGCUUUCACAAUUGGCGACGUGGGGAAAUGUCUCAAACGACAGACCAUGCAACUUCCGGCCUUUGAAGAUUUGCAAAUCGAGGAAGCAACUGCGGUCAAAGGGAAGGGAAAAGCAGUCGAGGUUGCUGAAUCUUGGGAGGAAGAAGAUGAAGCAGAAGGCCCAGCCACCGCUCAGCCUGUCCCGACAGCGGCACUCAUGACCCCGUUUUUCACUAAUCUCAGCAGAUUGUCGCUUGCGCAUCCUGGCGCUUGGGCGUCUUGGCCCGAGCUACUCAAGCUUUCGCCAUAUCUGAACAAGAUCACGCACCUCUCCCUCGCACACUGGCCCCGGCCAUCUACGACUCCCAAUGCUGCGACAACCUCCAUGGUUUCGAACAUCACCACGGUGUCUCUUGGCGGAUCGCACUUUUACUCUGAUCUCGAUGAUGACUGGCAUGAAGCUACAAACAUCCUGCGCCGACUCUCCGUCAAUACAUACUCCUUGCAAUGGCUCGACUUGGAAGGCUGCAACUGGCUGAAGGCGUUGACUUGGCGUUCAGACUCUCUUUAUUCUGUCUCCAGAUCUGCUCAUGAUCCAGAAGAAUGGCAGUAUCAUGAAGUGUCCCCCGGUCCAGAUUGGAAUGGCGCAUGGCGGCGCAUUACAUACCUGAACUUCUUCCAGGGUUGGAUUCCUGCGGACAAUCAGUCCCUGCAGAACAUGCCCGCAGGCAUAGUGCCGGUGCAAUUGAUGCGUUGGUUGAGAGAGAAUAAGCACAGGGAUGACACGAGCUGGAAGCUGAACGCGCAUGAGACUGGGCAAGCCGUCACGGAAUGGGUAAGUCGAGAAAAAAUGGCAAGAAGCGUGAAGACAGAAAUACUUGCUUCCAGAAGGACUGCGGAGGGGGCAUGGUGUCGCAUCGACCAUGGAUGGGGUAGUCCAGCUGAAACCAAAGCAUCAUAA
Messenger RNA from Ascochyta rabiei, 1665 nucleotides. RefSeq lists its product as uncharacterized. The transcript has 2 exons. NCBI's taxonomy places the organism in Eukaryota, Fungi, Ascomycota, Dothideomycetes, Pleosporales, Didymellaceae. The coding region runs from base 1 to 1665 and encodes 554 amino acids. The record is from RefSeq and is a predicted model, not a curated record.